AUGGACGAAAUUGUUGAUCUUUGCUGGGAUGCUUUUCCCUGGAUCAGCAAUCAAGCAACACGUCUCGGCCUCGACACGCAGGAUAACCGAUUUGCCCAAUUGGGCGGCGAACUGUUUAUCCUGACGCAACAAAUCCAAUUUGCAGACCAGAGGGAGAUCCAACUGAAGGUGGUUAAGAUUGCGGAGCUUGUCAACAAAGCCUGUUCUAUCUCAAAAGCCCAACAUGAGGCCCUUGGUGCACUCCGGAGGAUUUCCGAGUGCAAGGAAUCAAGCACACCCACUGAGAUUGUCCUAGCGAAGGAUGUUCAACGGAGCCUGCUACACUUCGUUCAGAAUGAUCCCGAAUACCCUUCUCUCCUUCGAUUGAUCGCGGAUUGCUUGCAUGCAACGAACACUCCGGAGGAAGUGCCGGAUGGACACCUUCUGAGUAAGGAGAUACUGUACCCUGCACACGUCAACAAUACUCUGUAUACUCAGCUUAGAAUGUAUUCGACGUGCUCAUGCACGACACAACACUUGGAUUACGCGCGGCUGCGACUUGAUCCUGAGCAUGACCAACAGGACGCUCCAGAUGUUUCAUUUGACUUACUGUUUCUGAAAGGUCAUACGCCAUGUGAGGCUAACUGCCAGUCGCGCUGGAAGGAGGCGAAGGUACUUGUUGCUAGGCGAAACGAACUGACUCAGAAGAAACGGGUUUCAUUCGCAGUCAAAAAUUGGAGUCUCUCUUCGACUAAAAGCCGGUGGCCGUCAAUGAAGAGCCCUCGGAAGGUUGAACUCGGAGAGUUUUGCAAGCUCAUUGGAAGUGAGAAGGGUGCCCUCAUUCACUUCCACAUCAAGGACAAUGUCAUGAAACUUGCCGACAGUGUUCCCGGUUCUCUCUGCCGGAGCUUCCUUCCUCACUCCACAUCUCUUUCGGCUUGGCUUGAGAAGACCGUACACCUCUCCAACAGGGUGAAGAUAACGCUGGCGUACACCAUUGCGAGAUCUGUCUGGCAGUACUAUAGCUCGCAUUGGAUGACGCAGCCGUGGACGCACGAGAAUAUCCAAAUCAUGAAGCAGAAUACUGGCGAUGCCAAUCACAUCCGACCACAUCCUUAUUUCAUCACCAAGCUCCACCAUCGCAAAGGUCAGGUAUUGGACUACUGCAUUGCGGACGACCUAUUCCACAUGUACCCCAACAUACUUUCCUUGGGCAUGGUUCUCGUCGAGAUUGCCACAAAGCAGCCGUUCAAACCCAAGACCUCCAACUAUGCGUGGGACAAAACCACGAUCAAUGACUACUACGAAUGGGCAUGGACCACUGCAAACAGCAGUGAUUUGAGAAACACGAUCGGUGCGGCUUAUCAGGCUGUAGUCAACAACUGUCUCGACGCUGAACUAUUUAAAGGCAGCGCCUGUGACCUGUCUAAGCCCGACGAUGGUCUCGAAAAUAGACAAACUAUUCUCUAUGAGAAGAUUGUACUGCCUUUGCGCGAGCUAUAUCACGCGUACAAGGACGACUGGGAAGUUUUGGAAGUCUCCACGAUGGAAACGCCUAUUAUUAAACCGCAGACGUAUACCUCAAGUUCCAAACCAACCAGUCGUUCGCAUUUCAGCAUUGCCAUCUUUUGUGCCUUACCUUUAGAAGCAGAUGCUGUCAGUGAGCUUUUCGACGAGACAUGGAACGAAGAUGGCGAGCGUUUUGGUCGAGCCGCGGGAGACGACAAUGCUUAUACAUUUGGCAACAUCUUACAUCACAACGUCGUUCUAAUCCAUAUGGCCGGCGUGGGAAAAGCCGCCGCAUCUCAGGCGGCUUCGAGCGUACGUUCGAGCUAUCCGGAGAUCAAACUGGCCCUUGUCGUCGGGGUAUGCGGGGGAGUGCCAUCAUACUCAGAAGGCAGGGAGGAUCUUAUCCUUGGGGAUGUUGUCAUCAGUGACGGAAUCGUGCAAUACGAUUUCGGCAGAAGGUUCCCUGACGUCUUUCUGAGCAAGUCUGGACCAGAAGUCGUCUCCCGACCCGGACCUAAGCUGCGGGGGAUCUUGGCCAAAUUGAAAGGGGUACGGAGGCGAGAACGCCUUGAGGCAAAACUCUUAGAAAAUCUCGAGGGCUUGCAGAACACACUCGGAUCUAGGAGAGCCGGAUACCCAGGGGUUGACACAGACGAACUAUACCACGAUGCAUAUAGACACAAGCAUCGCAAUCCAUCGUCAUGCAAGACAUGUGCGUAUGAAGAGAAGGAUGAUUUGAUGUGCGAGCAGGCCCGACUGUUGACUUGCCAGCAAGUUGGAUGCCAGAAGAGCCGGCUGGUGCAGCGUAAACGACUGCUGGAGGCAUCAGCAGAUGGUGUCAUUCCAAAGCCGCGAGUCCACUUCGGCUUCGUGGGGUCCGGAGAUACUGUCAUGAAAUCAGGGCACCAUCGUGACCUCACAGCAGCCCAGCAUAAUCUCAUCGCGUUUGAGAUGGAAGCAUCCGGGAUCUGGGAUAAUCUCCCCUGCCUCGUGAUCAAAGGCCUGUGCGAUUAUGCCGACAGCCACAAGAACAAGCACUGGCAGCACUAUGCUGCUGCCACAGCUGCGGCCUGCAUGAAAGCUGUAUUAGAGGAAUAUUUCCUGCAAUUCGCUCGGCACAACAGCCUGAACAUAUUGUAUAUAUCGUAA
Molecule: messenger RNA, 2637 nt
Organism: Aspergillus calidoustus
Lineage: Eukaryota; Fungi; Ascomycota; Eurotiomycetes; Eurotiales; Aspergillaceae
Source: the annotation of a GenBank genome assembly